Messenger RNA from Kuraishia capsulata CBS 1993, 2994 nucleotides. RefSeq lists its product as uncharacterized. Lineage: Eukaryota; Fungi; Ascomycota; Pichiomycetes; Pichiales; Pichiaceae. Gene Ontology annotation, biological process: tRNA methylation. Gene Ontology annotation, molecular function: protein binding. The transcript has a single exon. The record is from RefSeq and is a predicted model, not a curated record. Gene Ontology annotation, cellular component: cytoplasm. The coding region runs from base 1 to 2994 and encodes 997 amino acids.
AUGACCGAGAUAAAAUUGCUUCAGAGCUCUGGGCCUAUUUUGGCUGUGAAGUUUGUGGACUCUCUGCUUCUGAGUGGUGAGGGUCCCCAUCUAGUUGCCAAUGAUGUCUCUACAACAUCUAGAGUGUUUCAAAAACUGGCUUUCAAGAAGAACAAGAUCCACGGCAUAGCGGUGAGCUCCAAAAAUGUUGUGGGAUUAUGGGGAGGCAGAUCGUUGGCAUUUGAAUCUUUGGCUGGUCUUUUGGACGAGAAGCAUGCUAUAGAAGAACUGGCCAUCAACGACUGGAUUGUGCAUGUUGGCUUCAGUACCGAUGGUGAAGUUGCUUAUGUCUUGACCUCACACAAUCUGGUUCUCGUUAUUAAUGUGACGACCCACAAGAUAUUAUCUUCAAAGUCAUGUGGAGAGAAAAGUUUACUGUACUCCGGUUAUGUGAGUGUGACUGGCACUGAGGUAACUGUCGCUGCAGGUACAGUCAUGAGUGGAAUCGUCAUUUGGAAUCUGGCCACUGAAACGAUCGCACACAACCUCAAGGGUCAUGAGGGCUCAAUUUUUGGUGUGAGGAUAUCUGAUGAUGGCAAAAAACUCAUAUCAUGUUCUGACGAUCGUUCCAUCAAAUUAUGGGAUCUGGAAACUGGGAAGAACAUUGCGACGGGCUGGGGACACGGUGCUCGUAUUUGGCAUCUACAGUUCUUCCAGAAAAAUACCAAAAUACUCAGCACGUCUGAGGAUUGUACAGUGAGAGUAUGGGAUGCGGAGUCAGAGGAUUUAGCAAAUGUGGAGGUUUUCAAUGCCCACCAAGGCAAGAAUGCUUGGUGUGGUGAUGUGAACGAAGAGAUCGGGAUUAUUGCUACAGGCGGGUCUGAUGGAAGGCUACGCAUAUUUGAUGUUCAGGAGAGCAAACGUGAAGGUGCUGUUAUUAAACAAUGGUCUCCUGAGUCUGUUUCUGAUGCUACCGAAACACCUUUCACCAAUAACGAGAUUUUCAAAGAGUAUGUUGCAGUUGCAGGAGGCGUUGUUUGUGUGACUUCGGAGGGUAGUCUGUUUUUCCUGAACAAGGAAUUGCAAUGGAAGCUUUUGCUGAAGGAUCCAAGGUUUGCAGGAUUUUCUUUGGUAAGAAGUUUCGAAAUAGAGAACGUGGUUGUCGUCACGUCCAAAGACGGCACCCAUCUUUUGAUCAAGCUUGCAGAAGACGGCUCUGUCCAAGAACAAAAAUCCUUUCAAACUGAAGGACUCAAGGGAAAAGUCACAAAUGUGCUAGUAACAACAGAUAUUGAUACCAUGAUGAUGGUUGUUGAGUCUCCUGUCCCUAGUGACCCCUUUGUUCUCUACGUUUUCUCCAGUGGGCUUGAUGUUAAGUCAACCCUCAAGCUGCCCAAACCCGACACGCGCUUUGUUUCUUCCAGCUUAGCGUACGACGUGCAAAAUGAUUGGAUUCUCAUUUCGUCAAGAUAUACAACUCUCGUGAUGUACGAGCUCAGUUCUCAGACCUUACUGCACACAUGGAAAAAGUUUGUUCCUGGAGAUACCGUUUCCUCGGUAAGGGUUUCGCUAAGUGCGAAAAAUAAGGUGGUUUUUUCUGUGGUUAUACGUGACGGAUCUUAUUACUAUCUCGAAGUCACUAAUGAAAUUGGAGAAAUCCAGUCAAGCAUUUUGGGAGAAAACAGAAUUCAGAAAGGAUUCCUAGAGGGAAUGUUGGAAAGCGAUAAUGGCGACAUCUUACUUUACGGUUUCAGAAGUUCCCAGUUUUUUGUCUGGAACGAAACUCAACAGUACGAGGUCUUCACCGAAACCUGUGGGGGUCCUCACAGACAAUGGCUUUUUAAAAGACUUGAAGGAGAUUCGUUCAUGUUCAUGUAUACGAGAGCGUCCUCAAUCAACGUGAGAGUAACCGGAAAAUUCCCACUACAUUCACGUGCUAUUAAUGUUGGAAAUAACGGCCGAGAAAUCAGAAGCAUCUCCAUUCAGCAAAAAGUCCGCGCAGACCGCACAAAUCUCAUGUUGACUGGUUCUGAAGAUACUUGCAUUCGUCUGUCGGUGGUUGAUGAUGCCAAGCAUAUUAAAAACGUUUGGUCCGAAAGAAAACAUGUUUCCGGAAUCCAGAAGGUCAAGUUCAUAGACUCAAAUCUGGCGAUCUCUUCCGCUGCUAGAGAAGAGCUUUUUGUGUGGUCAAUUGAUGAUACAUAUCCAAAGAGACCAUAUAUCUCGGUUUUGGCAACGCUUGCACCUACCAGUGCCAACCCAGAUCUUCGUAUUAUGGACUUUGACACUGUUCCUGUUCUCGAAGCCGAAAAAACAGUUGGAUAUCUUCUGGCCACUGUCUAUUCCGAUUCUGCCAUAAGAAUUUGGUAUUUUGACCUGAAAUCACGGUCCUUCAAGCUGCUCGUGGAAGACAGAUACAGCACCUGCUGUCUGCUUGAUGCGGCGCUCAUCACCAGAGAGGCUGCGCUUUACCUAAUGACAGGUGCCACCGAUGGCUAUAUUUCAGUUUGGAAUAUUACAGAGAUUCUUGAUUCCAGUCUGAGUGUUUCGGGUGGAAAAUGUCUACUACAGUCAUUGAAGACGGAUGCCUCAACCAAGCUACCAGAAUGCUUGGUAAAACAACAGAUACACCAAUCGGGUAUAAAAUCUGUUGACAUUAGAUCAACACCUGAGGCAGUAUACAUAAUCACUGGUGGUGACGAUAAUUCUCUUUCAUUACUGAGAUUGUUCUCUAGAAACCCGUCGUCAUUGGAGGUUCUGUCACUCGUUGCUAAUGCUGCUUCUUCUACCAUCACCUCCGUUGAGUUCAUUCCAGACUCCCUCAAGGUGUUUGCCACAAGUGUUGACCAAAUAAUCAGGAUUUGGGACUAUUCAGUUGAUGAUCAGCUAACUCUCGAAAAGAAGGAAUAUGUCACCGUGGCAGACACAGGCUGUUCAGCCGUGGCCUCAAUUGGUGAUAAGCCUAUUGGGUUCGUGGGAGGAGCCGGUCUUUCUGUCUACUCUCUGGAAAUUUGA